Propithecus coquereli (Coquerel's sifaka) is the source of this 1380-nucleotide messenger RNA. RefSeq names its product sodium/bile acid cotransporter 5-like. The record is from RefSeq and is a predicted model, not a curated record. The transcript is spliced from 7 exons. Lineage: Eukaryota; Metazoa; Chordata; Mammalia; Primates; Indriidae. Gene Ontology annotation, molecular function: zinc ion binding; bile acid:sodium symporter activity. Gene Ontology annotation, biological process: bile acid and bile salt transport. Gene Ontology annotation, cellular component: membrane. Bases 18 to 1253 code for a protein of 411 amino acids.
CUUGGGGCGCUGGAGAGAUGGCGGAGUUGGACGUCGGGCAGCACUGCCAGGUGGAGCACUGUCGGCAGCGAGAUUUUCUUCCAUUUAUUUGUGAUGGUUGUUCAGGAAUAUUUUGCCUUGAACACAGAAGCAGGGAGUCUCACGGUUGUCCUGAGGUGACUGUAAUCAAUGAUAGACUGAAGACAGAUAAACAUAAAUCUUAUUCAUGCUCAUUUAAGGACUGUACUGAAAGAGAACUUGUGGCAGUUAUGUGUCCUUAUUGUGAGAAAAACUUCUGCCUAAGACACCGUCAUCAAUCCGAUCAUGAGUGUGAAAAACUAGAAAUCCCAAAGCCUCGAAUGGCUGCCACUCAGAAACUUGUUAAAGACAUUAUUGAUUCCAAGACAGGAGAGACAACAAAUAAACGACGGAAAGGAGCCAAAAAUAGUGAAACAGCUGCAAAGGUUGCAUUGAUGAAAUUAAAGAUGCAUGCUGAUGGGGAUAAGUCAUUGCCUCAGUUUUUUCUUAUGCCAUUUUGUGGAUUUCUUUUGUCCCAGAUUUUGGCAUUGCCUGAGGCACAAGCUUUUGGAUUUGUAAUGACCUGCACAUGCCCAGGAGGGGGUGGGGGCUAUCUCUUUGCUCUGCUUCUAGAAGGAGAUGUCACUUUGGCCAUUUUGAUGACUUGCACAUCAACAUUACUGGCCCUGGUAAUGAUGCCUGUCAAUUCUUACAUAUACAGUAAGAUAUUAGGGUUAUCAGGUACAUUUCAUAUUCCUGUUUCUAAAAUUGUGUCCACCCUCCUUUUCAUACUUAUACCGAUAUCAGUUGGAAUAGUCAUCAAGCGUAGAAUACCUGAAAAAGCAAUCUUCUUAGAGAGAAUAACUAGACCUCUGAGUUUUAUUUUAAUGUUUAUAGGGAUUUAUUUGACUUUCAGAGUGGGAUUAAUGUUUCUAAAAACAGCUAACCCAGGGGUGCUUCUGCUGGGUCUCUUGGUUCCUGCUUUGGGUUUGUCGUUUGGGUACUCCUUUGCUAAAGUUUGUAUGCUGCCUCUUCCUGUUUGUAAAACCGUUGCUAUUGAAAGUGGGAUGUUAAAUAGUUUCUUAGCCCUUGCCAUCAUUCAGCUCUCUUUUUCACAGUCCAAGGCAGAGUUAGCCUCUGUGGCUCCUUUUACAGUAGCCAUGUGUUCUGGGUGUGAAAUGUUGCUGAUCCUUCUGGUCUACAAGGCUAAGAGAUUUAUUGCAGAAGAUAAAAGAAAAAAUAAUUUCCUACUCUAAUGAAGCAUUACUGAAUUCUUACUCUGGGAGAGGCACUGUGGGAGAUUCAAAGAAUAGCUAAAAUAAUACCUACUCAUAAGCCACUUGUGAUCUGGUUAAAAUUUGAAAUUGGGGGCAGGGAGGAAAG